This is a messenger RNA of Planococcus citri (citrus mealybug), 2755 nucleotides long. RefSeq names its product Transmembrane endosomal protein (gene Tmep). The transcript is spliced from 9 exons. NCBI's taxonomy places the organism in Eukaryota, Metazoa, Arthropoda, Insecta, Hemiptera, Pseudococcidae. Gene Ontology annotation, molecular function: transporter activity. Bases 548 to 1837 code for a protein of 429 amino acids. The record is from RefSeq and is a predicted model, not a curated record. Gene Ontology annotation, biological process: transport. Gene Ontology annotation, cellular component: membrane.
AUGUUUACGUUGUCGUGUGUGAUUCAGUCUUUGUGGUUGUACCUUUUGAAUACGAAUUAAGUAAUAACUAAAGUGUUACGAAUCGAAUUUAAUUAUUAUUUUCAAUCAAUCGUGUAUUAAUCUUUAUAAAAUUAACGACUAAUUUUCAUAGUAUGUUCGGUAAAUUGAUACUUGGAGUGUAUUAUAACGGUGAAAGUUAUUCAAUCUAGUUUCGUGUGUGUGUAAUUAUUUUCCCAUGUAGGUCGUAAUACUGAAGUGUUAUUCGUCAAUUUAUUCGUGUUUCGUGUUAUUUCCACUCGAGUGAGGUGAAAAUUCAAAUCUAAAUCCGCGUGUAUGUCGAAAGUUACCUUAAUUCGGAGUGAAAAAUGAAGUAACCCUGAUUCCAUAUUUAAUCCAUAUCGAUCGAUAUUCUCACCUUUAGACGUAAUUCUACGUAUUAUCAUCGUUGAAAAAGUGAUCUUCGGAUGCCUACGAAGUCAUCGUCGAAACCACCGACGUUAUUUUUCCAAUCGUGAAACGAUGAUAUAAUAACAACUCAAAGAUUACAAUGAGUCUACCGAAUACAUCUUCUACAUCAACGCCUGCAUCUGUAAUGACUUCGACACUUUCGAUCGUCGCUCAGAGCACAUCAGGGCCAGCUCCUUUGCAACCGGAUCAGAUAUUUUUGCAGACCAAAUGGGCCCAGGGGAUAGCCGGAUUUUGCGUCUGGAUCGCAUUAUUUUUAACUUGCCAACAGAUAUAUCAUCACCUUCGAUGGUACACUCAUCCGUCGGAACAACGCUGGAUCGUCAGGAUAUUAUUCUUCGUGCCUAUAUACGCCCUGCACUCGUGGGUCAGCUUGUUGUUUUUCAUGAAAGAAAGCUAUUAUGUGUAUUUCUUCACGGUUCGAGAUUGCUACGAAGCGUUCGUAAUUUACAACUUUUUAAGCCUUUGUUACGAGUAUCUCGGAGGCGAGGGUAACAUCAUGAGCGAAAUCCGCGGAAAACCUAUCAAGUCCAGCCUAAUGUACGGUACUUGUUGUUUGGUUGGCAAAACUUAUACGAUAGAAUUUUUACGAUUUUGCAAGCAGGCCACGUUGCAAUUCUGUCUGGUUAAACCGGCCAUGGCAUUCGUUAUCAUCAUUUUACAAUCAUUCGAUCACUAUCACGACGGAGAUUGGAGCUUGAACGGAGGCUACUUAUAUGUGACGGCUAUUUACAACGUUUCCGUUAGCUUGGCGUUAUACGGUUUGUUUUUGUUUUAUUUCGCCACGAAAGAUCUACUUACGCCGUUCGAUCCGGUGCUGAAAUUCUGCACCAUUAAGAGCGUCAUCUUUUUGUCUUUUUGGCAAGGCGUCCUAUUGGCUGUGUUGGAAAAGAUUCAAGUAAUUAAUCCAAUUAUGGAUGCGACCGGGCAGCCUACUAGCGCUGGUACGGUCUCGGCUGGUUACCAAAAUUUCCUCAUUUGCAUUGAAAUGUUAUUCGCCUCGAUCGCGUUGAGAGCUGCGUUCCCGUAUCAUAUAUACGCGUCUAGUUGCGUUACCGAUUCGUCCGGACGGUCGGUUACUAUGCAGAGCAUUUCUAGUAGUCUUAAGGAAACAAUGAAUCCAAAGGAUAUAAUGACAGAUGCCAUCCAUAAUUUCCAUCCUCAAUAUCAACAAUAUACUCAGUACAGUUCCGGAAACUCGUCCAAAAUGAAGCACAACAUACAAAGAGAGAAAAGCUUCGAAGGCGAAGAUUCGACGCUGAAAAACGACCGAGAGCAGAAACACACGCGAAAAGCAUCCAACCAAAAGGUAGCAACAAUAUCGCACAAUUAUAACGAAAAAACAAUGCUCUUAUCAUCGGACGACGAAUAAUCAAUGUUCCUUUCAUGCGUAAAAAUCCGUUCCAUUUUCACUCCGUAAGUAAUUUCUCUUUCCUUUUUCCUCCUCUACGUACCCCUGUUUACCUUUUAUUGUUACGUUUUUUUUUUUUUUUUUGGUACUAACGAUCGACGAUGUCAGAGAGAGAUGAGGUAUGACCAACGAUCAUCUUUACCCUAACCAUAAUAAGGAUUUGUACGAUUUUUUUCUUUCCUUCUUUUUAUUUUACUCGAUGUCCAAUUUUUUUUUUCGACAAGAAAAAGGUACUUGAAAGCAACGUGACACAUUUUUAGUCCCUUUGUCAAUAUUUUUUUCUAUUCGUCGUACCAUAUUUUGCUUUUUACCCCUCUCUCUCUUCUCUUCGUUUUGUAUAUUUCUGGAUCUCUUCAACAACUCCCUUUCUCAUUAUCUCAAUGUUAAAUAUUACUCUUCUUCCAAUCCGAACGUAAUACCCAACAAAAUCAAGUUGGAAAAUCGUGCUUUACAAAGUUUCAUCUCUACUCGUCGUGCCUGAAAUUUUUAGGUUUGAGGGAAUCGACGUUUGAAAAAUGAAAUGGUACUACAAUAAGUAAGGUUGUUGUCGCGUUAACUUACUUACUAGAAGUGUAAGCAUUCAUUACCAGUUAUUUUAUGUGUAUGUACUAUGAAUCGAUCAAUCGAUGUGUUACAUUAUUAUUCUUCUUCGAUGUGCCAGUGCUAUAAUACUUAUUGAGUUUAUUGAUUAUACUUUUAUUGAUAAUUUCUUAUUUUUUUUCUUUUAUGUUUUUCCAAAAAAUAAAAUGUUAUAUGAUACCUCUACGAAUGUUUAAAAAAAAAUACGUAUUUAAGAUUCUAUUUUCACGCAAUGAUUAUUGUUAGAUUUGUUUUGAUUGUCGCUUAUUACGAAAUACAUGACAUACGUAAUAUGUGUAA